AUCAAAAUCACUCUGUUUUUUUCUCUUUAAGAAACUAACAACAGUAAAAAAAAAAUUUCUCUCUUUUUGGAGGGGUUACUUGCUUUCCCCUCCAAAAAUUCGUCAACAAUAUUUUUAUUGGUGACGAAUUAAAAAAAGAGGAGAGCAGAAUCCCAUUGUAAUUUUUUUUUUCUUCUAAGUUUCCAUUUUUCUGCAACUUUGAGGGUAUUUUGAUUUUUUGGGUUGUCAUAAAUAUGGAUGACAUGUAUGGCAGUGAUGAAGACUACUAUAAUGGAGAAUACGAGGAUGAUUAUGAUCGUGACCCGGAACCUGAAUCUGAUGAUGAUUUAUCUUGUGACAAAGCUCCUUCAUGCAGGGUAAUAAGGAAAGAAUCCCUUUUAGCAGCACAGAAAGAAGAUCUACAGAGAGUAGUAGACUUGCUUUCUCUGAAGGAACAUCAUGCACGAACGUUGCUUAUUCAUUAUCAAUGGGAUGUCGAUAAGGUAUUUGCAAUUUUUGUUGAAAGAGGGAAAAAAAGAUUGUUUGUAGAAGCUGGUAUAACACUAGAGGAGAAAAAUGACAAUCCUUCCUCCGACCCCUCAACCGAAUAUACAUGUGAAAUUUGCUUUGAAGAUUUCCCUGAUGAGCAAACGACGCUGAUGGAAUGCAAUCAUAGGUUUUGCAAUGAUUGUUGGACAGAGUAUUUCGUAGUAAAGAUAAAUGAUGGUAAGAGUAGACGUGUAACAUGCAUGGCUCAGAAAUGCAAAGCGAUAUGUGAUGAAGGAAAGAUUAGGGAUUUAGUCACUGCAAAGGAUCCUAAUUUGGCGGAGAAGUUUGAUCGUUUUAUCCUAGAAUCAUAUAUCGAGGAUAAUAAGAGGGUUAAAUGGUGCCCUAGUGUUCCUCAUUGUGGAAAUGCAAUUCGUGUUGAGGAUGACGAGUACUGUGAAGUUGAAUGUGCAUGUGGUCAGCAAUUCUGUUUUAACUGCUUGUGCGAACUGCACUCACCUUGUUCGUGUGUUAUGUGGGACCUUUGGCUUAAGAAGUGCGACGAUGAAGCUCCCACUGUCAAUUGGUUGUCAGAGAAAACCAAGCAUUGUCCAAAAUGUCAUAAAAUUGUGGAGAAGGAUGGAGGAUGCAACCUGGUACAGUGUAUAUGUGGACAGCCAUUUUGUUGGCUCUGUGGUGAAGCUACUGGAUUUGAACACACAUGGAAUAGUAUAGCAGGUCACACUUGUGGCAGAUACAAAGAAAAUCAUUUGAAAAGUGAGGAGGAUUCUGUAGAGGACUAUUGGCGUCUUACUCACUAUUAUAGUCGUUAUAAGGCUCAUAUUGGUUCGUUGAAGAUUGAAGCAUCUGAAUCGAAGCAAAAAAUACUUGAUAAAGUCCAUAGCCUUGAAUCAAAGGAGUUCCAGUUAAAAGAUUUCAGCUGGGCAAUGAGUGGAUUUUAUAGACUCGCCUUAUCAAGGCGAGUUCUCGCCUGUUCCUAUCCAUUUGCAUACUACUAUUUUGGAGCUCUGUUUGCAAAUGAAAUAACAAAAGAAGAACGCGAAAUAAAACAGAACCUUUUUGAGGAUCAACAGCAGCAACUUGAAACAAAUAUCGAAAGACUUUCAAUGUUCUUGGAAGAGCCAUUUGGUAGCUAUGCUGAAGAUAAGCUUGUUGAGACAAGAAUGAAGAUUAUUACUCUCUCCACAGUAACUGAUGACCUCUGCAAAAACUUGUACGAGUGCAUUGACAACGAUUUGCUAGUUCCUCUACAACAAGCAACUCAUACAAUAGUUCGUUAUAGAUCCAAUGGUGUGGAAAAAGCAUCAGAACUAUAGGUAGGUACAGAUAUACUAUGUAAUGCUUCUUUACUAUUGAGCGCGACUGCAGGUUGCAUUGAACGUUGAUCAUUUGAAUCGCGUUGUUCUGGCUUGAUGCUUCCAACUUCUUGUUAAAACAUUAUCAAUCAAUUCAAUUGUAUUCUUCUUAGUUUUUAGUAUAGUUAGGUUGUAUAAUUUGUAACAAAAUGUGAGUUUUUUUUCAAGUAGGCCUAAUAAUAAGUUUUUGUCAUCA
Messenger RNA from Solanum pennellii, 2037 nucleotides. RefSeq names its product probable E3 ubiquitin-protein ligase ARI2. The coding region runs from base 234 to 1802 and encodes 522 amino acids. The record is from RefSeq and is a predicted model, not a curated record. The transcript is spliced from 6 exons. Gene Ontology annotation, cellular component: ubiquitin ligase complex; cytoplasm. Gene Ontology annotation, biological process: positive regulation of proteasomal ubiquitin-dependent protein catabolic process; ubiquitin-dependent protein catabolic process; protein polyubiquitination. Gene Ontology annotation, molecular function: zinc ion binding; ubiquitin protein ligase activity; ubiquitin conjugating enzyme binding. NCBI's taxonomy places the organism in Eukaryota, Viridiplantae, Streptophyta, Magnoliopsida, Solanales, Solanaceae.